This is a messenger RNA of Scleropages formosus (Asian bonytongue), 2386 nucleotides long. It is a transcript of the gene peds1a, whose product is annotated as transmembrane protein 189. Gene Ontology annotation, molecular function: oxidoreductase activity. The transcript is spliced from 6 exons. NCBI's taxonomy places the organism in Eukaryota, Metazoa, Chordata, Actinopteri, Osteoglossiformes, Osteoglossidae. The coding region runs from base 330 to 1181 and encodes 283 amino acids. The record is from RefSeq and is a predicted model, not a curated record.
CGGACUGAAAGUUUGCUGUAGGCGGACCGGACGCGGCCUGCCCUCCGCUAGCCCGUUAGCUACACCCACAGAGAGCCCUGGUAUAACAGGGGAGACACGGGCGAGCCGCCUUUGUGUCGCUGUCGGCCAGACACUGCCGCGCACUGGCUAUUUGUUUCAUGCGCCCUCAGCAGCGUCGUUCUGGGUGCUGCGCCGUCGUCAUUAUGACGGUCACGAGCUAGCGGCGCUCCUGCUGCUGCACACACCAGACCCCACGACACCGCGCUCCUCCGACUGUCGGCUCCCGGGCCGAAGCGCGCUAGCCGAACGCGGGCGGUGGAGAGGCGGGGAUGGCGGCGGCGCUGCUGUCCGAGACCGAGAUCAGACAGCGCUCCAUGGCCGAGGAAGACCCGAACGGGAACGAGCACGGAGCGGCCGCGCGGAGUACCGCGCCGCGCUGGGGACCGCAGCACGCGGGGGCCCGACAGCUAGCAGGGCUGUAUUCUGAGGGCAAGCGGCUGCAGGAAUGGAUCAGCGUGGUCCUGUGCGCCUCUCUCUUUGCCGUCAACUUCUUCUUCCUGCUGGUGAACUUCUCCGCCGCGGACAUCUACCAGAUCGUCUUCGGCAUCGUUGCCGGGAUCGUGACGGCGGACUUCGCCUCCGGCAUCGUGCACUGGGGCGCAGACACCUGGGGCUCCGUGGACAUACCUGUCAUUGGGAAGGCGUUCAUCCGGCCGUUCCGCGAGCACCACAUCGACCCCACGGCCAUCACCCGGCACGACUUCAUCGAGACCAACGGGGACAACUGCCUCAUCACCAUCCUGCCUCUGGCUCACAUGGCCUACAAGUUCCUGUCCUACCCUCCAGAGGCCCUGAAGGAGUCGCACCCCUGGAACUGCUUUGUGUUCGCGCUCGCCGUCUUCGUCACCAUGACCAACCAGAUCCACAAGUGGUCGCAUUCGUACUUCGGGCUGCCACGCUGGGUCACGCUGCUGCAGGACUGCCACCUGGUGCUGCCCCGGAAGCACCACCGCAUCCACCACGUGUCCCCGCACGAGACCUACUACUGCAUCACCACAGGAUGGCUGAACUACCCUCUGGACUAUGUGGGCUUCUGGAGGAAGAUGGAGUGGCUGAUUGAGAGCACGACAGGCCUGAAGCCUCGUAGCGACGACCUGGCGUGGGCCAAGAAAACGGACUGAGCUUCCUCCCUUUGCGCGGGCACAGCAAGCUGUGGGUGCUGCCAGGAGGGAGGCGGCAGAAUGCAGGAGAGGCGCGGCACAGCUGGACAUGGCCCUCCUCUCCUCUCCUCUCCUCUCCUCUCCUCUCCUCUCCUCUCCUGUUCUCCCUACGCUCGGCCCUUAGCAGCCAACAGAUUGCUUUUCGCCGCAUUCCUCACCUUUGCUGCUUCCGUCUUCCAUAAAAGACGCGUCCCCUGUCGAUUCAUUUCUUCAUCUUCACCGAUCGAAUGUUUGGUGUCAAACAUGCUGGAGAGAGGAAGUUUGAACAGAACGGGAUUGUUGACAGGAUUGAGGCCGGGGCUGUCGCUGUAAGGCGGAAAAGAGAGUGGGCGCUUUCUUAGUCGGCUGCUGGUUGCCGUUUUCGCUCCUCUUGUCCCGGCCGAAACGGGAGGUCGAAAUCCGGGUAGAGCGGAGAGCGUGGGACGGCGAGCUUUGAGAUUUCGCUUUAAAAUGAUUUGAAGCGAGGUGUUUACGACCGCAGUCCCACCAGCACGAUUCUCCUUACCGUCAGCGGGCGGCGGCUUCCUGCGUGGACCGCUUAGCCCGGAGCGCGUUCGUCUGCCGGACGGCUGCGGGCGUCUCGUCUCUGCGUUGAGGCGUAGCGCGCCGAGCUGUGCGUCUUUCUCCUGCUGUGCGCUAAGUGGUUUUCGCUAAUUGUUAAAUAAAUUAAAUGAGAGACGAGCGCGGAAAGGCUUUCGGCCGGCAGGGGCGUCUCCUGGCCGCGGCGACGCUCCGGGUACCGCCGGUACGGAGUCGGUGAGGGUUGGAGUCGCAGGUUUGAGUGGAGAAGGCGUGGUGCGGCUAGGUCUCCGCAAACUUAUUUUACCUUCCCUCUUCUCACAGCUUCAGCCUCUUGCGUCUCACUCUUAUAUAUAUACACACACACACACACACACACACACACAUUCUUAAAGGGCUGAUGAUCUGUCUCCACAUCUUGCCAUUGGCUUUGCUCUCGCUCUUCCGCCAACUCCGAUCGCAGGGCACAUUUCACACGUUGCAAAGUCCAUCUUCUGUUUGUGUUUUCCUUUCAAGCAGCAGAAGCUGCACUGUUGGAUUUUUUUUUUUUUUGUCUAUAAUUUUCUAUUCUGUUCUUUAGGGAUGGUGAACGAUGCGCUUUUCUAUUGAUUCUUACUUUCAAUCUUGCAGCCGAUGUUUGCUGCUGG